This is a messenger RNA of Penicillium brevicompactum, 1968 nucleotides long. RefSeq lists its product as uncharacterized. Bases 1 to 1968 code for a protein of 655 amino acids. The transcript has 3 exons. The record is from RefSeq and is a predicted model, not a curated record. NCBI's taxonomy places the organism in Eukaryota, Fungi, Ascomycota, Eurotiomycetes, Eurotiales, Aspergillaceae.
AUGCUUCAUGAAUUGACAGAAGCUACCCAAGAGAUGCAUAUCGCUCUCAAGCCAGUGAUACCAGUCUUGGCUGAGAUGUUGUCACUCCAAAAAACUUCAAAGCGAACACACGAUCUCCAGAGACUGUUUCGACAAUGUCAAAUUCAAUCCAAUGUCGAAGCUGCAAAGGCCAUGACUUUUGGUACUCUUGCGGAGUAUCUUGAAACGUACGCUGAGAAUAUGGGUGUCACGCUGUUGAAUAUCAAUACAGAGGCAUAUCAUCGACUUCUGGGUGAUCUCAAAAACAGCACCAUCGAUCCCAGCUUUUGCUGUGACCUAGAUUCGAGAGUGUUACACCUCGAAGGAUUUGACGCCGGGGUUAUCAUAGAGCAGUCGCAAGCUCAUCACGAUGGUCCGCUCAAAAGCCAACUUGGACCCGCUCACCCAAUUCUGGCAUUACCAUACUUGGGCCAAAGUUCAGACUCUGGAUCGAUGUUAGCCUGGGUCUGUUGGGAUGAAUUCGUGAAUCUUGAAAAUCCCUGUGCAGUAAAAUGGCUAGAAAAGUGCAACGAAAAGCAUAUUGCGGCACUGAGGAUUAUUAUGAGAUCCACUCUCAGCCAAUCAGUGACUACUGGAAAGCAGCGUCUGGACCCUAGCAGCCUGGAGAUCGGCUACCUCAUGGGUGCCCUGUUGAUGGCCGCGAUGUCAAAGCUCGCAGCAAGAAGGACUACCGCGCCAGUUGUGUCAGCGGAGGCUGGUGACACCGUCACGAAAUUGAUGCGAGGCCUGUUUGGUAAUUUGUUGACGACAGCAGCAUCUGGCCUGCGUUCUCUCAGUAGGGUAUGGCAGCUGUUCGUUCUCGAUGUCAAGUAUGAGCUUCCAACCACCAAGAUCGACUGGGUCUGGUACGAAAAUAUGACUGAUCUGCAUCCUUACACAGGAUGGCCCCUGGAGCAGUUCCACCAGAACUUGGAACGGCUUCUUGACAACGCCAUCAUGCAAUUUGUUCUCAAGAACGAAGACGCAGCUGCUUUGAAAUCAACACGCAGGGACGAUCUGAUCAAGGGUUGCAAACUUCGCAACAUUCAUCUCAAGCAUUAUCGCACAAUCAUCACUGUGAUGGGGCGAAUUUUCGCAAACACGGACAUCGAUGUUUCUGCUGCUGCCAACCGUUUGUUAGGCCAUCUCCCGCAAGAGCCUCAGCCAUACAGCCAUGGAUACAUCCUUAUGAUCAAAUAUCUGGAUCAUUUGGCUCAGGGGGGUCAGCGACGUUACAGCGACGACCUUGCUGCCAGUGCAGAGGCAUGCAAGGCCAUUGAAUGGGCAAAGAUGAAGGAUCUUUGUCAGGAGAAGAUGAAGAAGCACGCUGAAACUGCUGCCAUCUGGCAGAUCGAGCCUGAAUCAAUCGAUUUCCAAAACAUGACUCUGUACAAGAAGCUCUUGAACGCAGAUUUUGAAGGCUCCGAUGAGAAUGUCAAAGGCGCCAAUUUGAGAUUGAGCCGAAAAGUCUUUGGCAAUGCUGAGAUACAUCGUGUCCCAUGGCAAGUCGGUAAAAAGAUCCAGAACAUUCAAAAGCUGGAGCCCCUCGAUGAGACAUUUAUCGAAUAUCUUUUGACUGGCUCUGGGCCUGAAUCAUCUAGCGGUAUUGUUUCAAUUGGACCGGAGCGCGGGAUGACAACUAUGGUUGAAGCGAAAUGCAAAGAUGAAUUUGCUCAAUUCGAAUCAUUAAUGCGGCCCAGUUUUAUCGCCACGAUGCAGAAGGACAUUUUGCCUGUGGACGUCUGCCACUCUAUCGCUAUUCCAGAAGCUGCGAUGCGCGCCUUCAUCAAGACUUUAAACCCGGGAUUCCUCUGGGAAGACCUGGGACUAAGCUUCCAGAGGAUGGUUCUGGGGUUGUUGAAAAGCCGAUCGAGUCAAACAGUCUAUCAUCCAACUAGGGAACUUCUGAACUUAAAUGGAGCCAAGGAAAUUCCACAGACCGAGGAGUGA